UUUUUUGUCGGUUUAAAUUUUUGAAAAGAAUGGCAAACGAACAAGGUUGACCGUCAUCAAGCAAGAUCAUCAAUCUUUCCAAUGUUUUGAAAAGAACACAUUCUAACGCUCCUGUUGCGCCUAUUGUUACUUCUAAAAGGGCUCGAAUUUUGGCACCGGGGGUAAUUUUUUCUUUAUUAAUUUGUUUAGACAACUUUUAGGAUACGGGAGCAAAUUUACAUUUCUAGGUUAAUUUAUCUUGUUAAGAGUUCCAGGACAGGCUGAUUGUUUCAUAAAUCUGUAUAAAACUUGUUUGGUUAAACAUUUUUGGAACAUCAAAUAUUCUAAGACAAAAGACGCCUUUAUAUAACUCCGCAAAACCCUACAAACGGUAAUAAUGAACAAUUGGGGAGACACCUUAAAACACCUUAAAAAUUGUUAUUUUUUCUGAAAAUAAUUUUAUUUAGGAGUUAGUAUGUUAGUUAUUUGGGGUGUUGUAUAUGUGUAUAUGGAUUCGGGAUCUGAGUGGAUGUGUGUGUGGAUAUUAAUUAGUGGAUGUGCGAGAGUGGGCUUACAGAGGUCCUACCCGUUUCUAAACCAAUUCACCAAAUACUGUUUAUAUACUUAUUGAAUGAACAUUAAUAAAUGGAUUAGAAUGGAUUGAGGAAGUGAAAUUGAUAAGUGGAAAUUAUAGGACUGUAUAAAGUUGAUAGGAUUUGCGCGAGGACGAAGUAAACAUUUGGAAUAUGAAUAAAGUUAAGGAACUGGAUAAUGGAUUGGACUGGAGUGAGAUAGACUGAGAUUGGAUUGGACUGGACUGAGAUAAAACUGCGAUGAUUAUUGGAGGGAAUGGAAUCAUUAUAAAUUGGGAAAAGGGGAGUGGGGAAUGGAAUAAGCGAUAGUCAACAAGUUGGAUUAGUGGAGAUUGUUAAUGUGAUUAGUUGGGAAAGUGGUCGGGAAUAAGAGGAAAUAAUAGGAGUUCAUGUGAAUGGAUAAUGGGAAGUGAUUGGGAAAAAGUGGAACAAUAGGAAUUCACGUGAACGUGUAAUGGAAAGGCUGGGAAGGAAUUGUUGUAAUUGUAAACAAUAAUAUAGUGGAAUUAAGCGGAAGUGUAGAGGCAAAGUUCAAAGAAAAGAAAACUAUUAAUUUAUAAAUGGGAAGAUAGAAAUGGGAAUUAGAGUCUGGGAUUUGAGUCUGGGAUUAACUUAGUUUUGGUUCGGUUCCUGGAUCAGGGUUACAUAGGUAAUCAAACAUGCUGAAUCGGCCAUGCCGAUUUCAGAGUUUAUAAUUUAAGUAUGUCUCCCCAAUUGUUCAUGAUUACCCUACAAACGACAAGUGCCUCAAGUUAAUAAAUUUGUGUUAUCAUGUAAUUAUUCACAAUAUACAUUAAGAGAUUAUUUAAGGCAUGUCCGAGUUCAUAUUAGCAUCACAAACGAUGGUCUCACGACCCAUAUUCAUCUUUUCAAUUUUAGGUAUAUUUGCAAUACGAUCCCUCCUUAUUUCUCAUUGCUUCUGAUACAUAUUUCAACAAGGAUGAUUGGAUUCAAUCAUCAAGUAAACUUUGGCUUUCCGCGUCUUAUGCCGUUAAACUGCUUUUUCUUGAACUUGAUGUGUGUAUCUUAACCCAUAAAGCAACAAAACGAUUAUGUUGCUAUGCUAUUGACCAAUCUCCCCAUUAUGAUACUCUUGGUAUGGAUGGAGAGGAUGCAAGAAAUCAAGCAAAAAAGCAAUUUAAAAUGAGUGAAUCGUUCCAUAAAUUUACGUAUGGUCAAGACUUUGCUACAGGAACUUUUGAAAGUAAUAAAGAAGAAAUCUUCGAGUUUAUUAAAAAUUUCUUAGAAAUUAAAAAAGAAGAUAUUCAACCAAAUUUGCUUUAUUUUUUAAACAAUUGCAAGUAUAUUGAUGUUAACUAUAACUCUGGCGAAACGAAAAUGGCAAAUAAAAACUAUCAUUGUAGAAUGGAGUCUUAUUUGCUUUCAUUGACUUUAUUAAUGGCAUCAAAGGAAGAACUUGAAAAGCUGACGGUGGCUCAAAUUCGUGAAAAACUCAAAAGUCGUAAAUUGCCAGCCUCUGGACCAAAAUCUGAGUUGGUUACUCGCCUUUUUGAUUCCUUAAUGGCAGAAGAAAAAUUACUUGAAGAGGGGCCUGGUGGUGAAAGUAUUGACCUUUCUGGCGUUAAUAUGGAUGAGGUUUUGGGAUUGGAUGAUGAAAAGGAUACACACAGUUCUACUACUGCAAAUGAAGAUAUUGAAGAGGGAAAAGAAAAACAACCUGCGAGUUGCGAUAACAGCGAUGAAUCAAUUAAAAAUAAUGAUGAGGAGAAGGGAGCAAAUAAAACUGAUGAGGAUAAAAAGGAGGAAGAAAUUAAGGGAAAACUAAUCACUCGUGAGGAUCAAUCAAAAAGGAAGGGAACAACCGAUGAAGAUGUAAAAAUGUUAAAAUUAGCUGAACGUGUUGGGUUGCCUGUAAAACGACGUGUUUCUGAGUCGGAAUCUGACGAUAUAUUGACUAAAAGAGAAAAGAGAUUUGGAUCUUUUUCGGGAAAUAAGGAAGGAGAGAAGAUUCUAACAAAAAAGGAUGAAGAAGAGGCUAAGGAGAAAAGAGCUGCUCGUUUUGGUAUAACCGAUGAAAAAAGAAAGACAACAGACGAGGACAGUAAAAUGUUAAAACGCGCUGAACGUUUUGGAUUGCCAUUGAAAAGGGGUGGUGCUUCUGAAUCUGAACAAAGUGAAAUUUUGGCUAAAAGAGAAAAACGAUUUGGAAAAGUUAUUGGGAGUGGGGAUAUGGAAACCAAAAAGGAGGCUCGUAUAAAACGUUUUGGAGUUGUGAGUUAA
Messenger RNA from Meloidogyne enterolobii, 2813 nucleotides. The record is from the annotation of a GenBank genome assembly. NCBI's taxonomy places the organism in Eukaryota, Metazoa, Nematoda, Chromadorea, Rhabditida, Meloidogynidae.